CUGAUACUGUAUCUCACUUGGUCGUAAAUCCAGCACGCCAUGCAGGUUCUUCGCGGCGCCGCGCAACAUGGCCACUCACAGUUGGGCACCUCUCAGACUAGAGCUGCGCGGUCAACUAAACCCUGCGUGCACAUGAGCACGAGCGUGAAAUCGCAUGCAAGUCAUGUGAACAGGCAGGAACUGGCGCCUGAGGCCACAGCUCGACCUGUGGACGCCGUGGACGCUCCGGCCCCCACCCCCGGAGUCCCCACACGGCGCCGCGGGCUGCUGCUGUUCGGCCUGGCCAGCGUCGCAGCAUCCUGCUCUGGGCUAGACCUGGCGGCCUGCGCAGCCGAGGGGAUCACCACGGUGUUCGUGGCGGGUUCCACCGGCAACACGGGCCGGCGGGUGGUGCAGCAGCUGCGGCAGGCGGGCUUUAAAGUGCGGGCCGGUGCAAGGUCCACCGCAAAGGCCCUGUCGCUGGGCUUUGGCGCGGACGCCGGCAUUGAGGUGGUGGAGGCGGAUGUGACCAAGGGCGUCGAUGAGCUUGUGGCGGCCAUCGGCAGCGCGCAGGCGGUGGUGUGUGCCACAGGCGCGGUGGGCUUCGGGUCCAACGGCGCUGCGGCGGUGGACGAGAAGGGCACCAUCAAGCUGGUGGACGCCGCAUCAAGGGCCGGCGGCGUGACUAAGUUCGUGCUGGUGUCGAGCCUGCUUACUAAUGCCUCGGCGGUGGGGCAGUCCAACAACCCCAACUACAAGUUCCUGAAUCUGUUUGGCGGUGUGCUGGAUGCAAAGCUGCGGGCGGAGAAGUACCUUCGGUCGAGCGGCAUUAACUACACCAUCAUCCGCCCCGGCGGCCUGUCCAACGAGCCCGAGUCCGAGGUGGGCAAUGUGAUCCUGCGGCGCGAGGACUCGCUGUUCGGCUUGGACAGCGACCCGGGCCGCGCCAUCUCCCGCGACACCGUGGCGGCGGUGGCGGUGCAGGCGCUGCUGCAGCCGGCCGCGUCCAAGGACAAGGUGGUGGAGAUCGUCGCCUCACCCUCCGCGCCGCGACUGAGCCCCGACACCUGGUUCGAGAACGUCUGAAGAAGCAGCUGGCUGCCAGCGAGCAUGUGGGGCCUGCAAUUGUAAGUCGGGGCACUCGCUUGCCAUCGUACGAGGCUUUAACGUCAUGCAGCGGGAGGGUCGUGCUGGAGGUGGGCGUGGACGGAAUGAAGCGAGUAAGGCGGGGAACAUAGGCUGUGCGCUCGGGCCCAACCACAUGGAUAACCUAGCUUGGGGGUGGUAUGCUGCAUGCUUCAUCAUGAGGGGUGUUCCAUGGGGGCGAGUGGGUUGGGGAAUUGGGCGCGAGCCCUCCAGGCCGCGUGUGGUCCUGGGGGAGACAAACCGCCGCUGCUGAGCUGUCCUCCCGUGUGGCCAGGCUUCGGCGUAGUGCGGCGCUGUCCUGAACCCUGAGCUCACAUGCCGUCAUGCGGUUGGUCAAAAUUGAUGUUUGGUGAGGUGCGUUUGAACGCCAUUGCGCUGCGCGUGUGAGGGCGUGUGCGGUUUUGGCGUGCACGGCCUCAGCAGCUGUGCCGAACGUCUGACCACUGAAGCGGCCUUUGUUGCUGCCACUUUGGAGCGCUGCUGCCGGUAACGUUGCGCUGGUCGAGUAGCGUUCUGAGGUUCGACGGUGUUGCGCGUCGGUCCUGAGCGAGCCCGCCGAAACCGCUGGAUUCCUCACUCGUGGGAUUCCAGCGGGGCGAUCUGCGAAUGGCAACAGCUUGUCCUCGAUUGUAAAUUGCUGUAAUGAAAGGGUGAG
Chlamydomonas reinhardtii is the source of this 1780-nucleotide messenger RNA. RefSeq lists its product as uncharacterized. The transcript has 9 exons. Lineage: Eukaryota; Viridiplantae; Chlorophyta; Chlorophyceae; Chlamydomonadales; Chlamydomonadaceae. The record is from RefSeq and is a predicted model, not a curated record. Bases 133 to 1065 code for a protein of 310 amino acids.